Molecule: messenger RNA, 2808 nt
Organism: Cavenderia fasciculata
Lineage: Eukaryota; Evosea; Eumycetozoa; Acytosteliales; Cavenderiaceae
Exons: 5
Coding region: 1-2808 (935 amino acids)
Source: RefSeq, a predicted model, not a curated record
AUGGCUUGUACCAAAAAUGGAUAUCAGUAUAUGACAAAAAUUGAUCACAUCCAAUAUCAUCGUGAUUAUUCUUGUCUAGUGAUCGACUUGUCCAAUAAAGAUUGUUGGUACUUUUUUGUAGAGUAUGUCAAUGAAGGUGGAGUCUACUAUGGCACUUCAAAGAAAGCACUUCAAGAUGUACUUGACAGUGGCAAAAUCUGUAAGUUGUUGGGUAUUCCAGGGAUCGAUUUGAUCAAAAAGGCAGGUAUACCAGCUAAAUUCAUUUCGAUCUUGCCACCAAACGACCAACAAGAAUUGAAAAUGCUAGGUCGUGCUAUACCAGUCAAUCGCAUUGAAAUAGACAAUGACCCCCAUUUCAUCGUUUCCCAUGAACUUUGUUCAAUCCUUCUUUCUGAUAUUCAACAACAACAAUCAAAAUUUGUAAUGGAAGAACCAACAAUAGAAUUUGUAGAAUUGGUUUGUUCAUUACAACCAAAAGGAAAAACUAAAGGAAAGAAAGCAACAAAAGAUACUACUACUACUACCGCUGCUGAUGAAAGUAAACUAAAAUUAGAUAGUCAAAGAACAGAUAAUACCAUUCAAUCAAUGAGAUGGUUAUUGUAUCUACUAGUUAAAAGUUUACCAACUGUUCAAAUUGAAUCGAUCAAUUUAAUUUGUAAAUACUUUAUACCCAAUGAAACAUCAGUUUGGACAUUACUACCACCAGACGUUCGAUUGGCUCUAUUACAAUCAAUCAUUCAAUACAUUACUACAACAACCAAUUUUGAUAUCAAAUCAACUCAACAUCGAGAUUUAAUCAUUCAAUUGAUCAAUUCAAUUUCAACCUCUUUACAACAACAAUGGAAAGAAUUGAAUGAUUUUAUAACUACAACAAAUAUAAUUUAUACAGAUCAAGCAAGAGAAUUAAAAUAUUUAAUAUUAAAAGAUUUAUUACCAACCAAUUUUGGUAAACAAAUCAUUGAAAACAAAAUAUUAUAUAAUCAAAUCAUUUCAAAAGGAUUAAUAGAUUCAAAUCAAAUAGUAAAAACUGCAACCAUUAAAUUAAUUAGUAAUAGUACAACAUCAAUAGAUUAUUCAAUUCAAUUCAAUUCUAUAAUAGAUAAUUUAGAAUCAUUAUUUAAAGAAGAAAAAAGAGAAAAAAAAGUAGAAAAGAAACAAUGGGCAAUAGAUAUUAUUGAAUCAAUCUUUACAAAACGUUUUUUUGAUCCAUUAAUCAAAUCACAACAAUCAAAUUUAUAUAUUUUAAAAUUAUUUAAAAUUAUUUUUGAAAAUUUAAAUCAAGAUAAUUUUAAUCAAUUUAAAAAAAUUACAAAUAAUUUUGAAUUGUAUAAAUUAGAAAUUAUAAAUAUAUUAAUUUUAUUAAUAUCAAAUGGAUCAAAUGAAAUGAUAACAUUUUCAAUUGAAACUUUAAAAGAUUUAAAGUUGACAGAUUUUGAAAAAAAAAGAGUAUCAAAGCAAUUUUAUCAUACAAUGGUUCAAAUUAUUCAUAAAAAGAAUAGUAUUGGAUUAAAUUUAAUAGAGUUGAUCAAUAUUAUAAAUAUUGAACCAUUUAUUCCAACACUGACAAGAUUGUUAGUUUUGGAAUUGGAUAAAGAUUCUUUGGGACCAGACAAUGUUUACAAAUAUUUAAAAUGUCUCUCAAAUUUAAUUGAUCGUUUUAAUCUUGCUCCAUAUCAUCAUAAAAUAGUCAAUACUAUUGGAGGCUAUUUUUACUAUCGAAUUUUCAUUGGAGAAUCAUAUCAACCAAGUGAUCGUUUUUCUCAUAUUCGUCUUUGUGCAAUUCAAAUCUUUGGUAAUCUUUAUAAUAAUCAAAAUAUGGAGAGAUGGUUAGAAAUAUUAUGUGGAAUUUUAUUAAAUCAAGAUGUACCCCGAGUCAAACAAACUGUAUUAAAUAUUAUUCAAAGAAUGGCAAAUCCAACAAUGAAUGCUACAAAUAUAAAGAAAAUAUUCCAAUCGAUGGAUAGAUUUGUUGAUGAUAGAGUAUCAGAAUUGGAUGAAGUCAAAUACAAAGGUUAUAGAUUAAAAGAUGAUGAUUAUGAUGGAUAUCAUGAGGAUUUUUCAAAUGUAGAAGACGCCUAUAUGGUGGUUUUAUCCAAUUGUGAUCGUGACCAAUUGUCACUUGCAAUCAAAGAAACAAACUUGGUAGAUAGUGCAGUUGGUAAUAUACGUAAUGAACAUGUUAGAGAAACAAGAUCAAUGUAUUUUCGUAUUUUGUCUAAAUUAUUAUCAUUUGAUAAUGUACUAGAAAAAUAUAAUGCAAAAUUUGUUGUAAAAACAAUGCAAGAUUUUACAACAUCUGAAAAAACUUCUGAAAUUCUUUGUAAAUUGGCAAAAUUAAUGGCAAAUGAAAGAAAAGAGGAAUCAUCAUUAGAGGUACCACCAUUUGCAAAAGAUGUUUUAGAUUAUCUUUUGGGUGAAAAAUCAAGUAAAUCAAAAUGUUGGAUGGAAUCUACUCUACUUUUAAUUAGAUUUUCAAAUGAAAAGGAAAUUAUAGAAAUGGAAAUGGAAAAAGCAAUCAAUUUGAUAAAGAUUGAAAUUCAAAAUGGAAAAUUUUUAAUCAACUAUGAAAUUUUGGAUCAUUUAUACAAUUUAAUCAUAUUAAAUAAUCGAUUUGAUAUAAAUAGAGAUUAUUUAAUUUUACCAAAUAUUCAAAAAGCUAUAACUGAAUUGGAUCAAAAGGGUGGAGACAAAGAAAGAGAAUUGACAAGAAAAUGGAAAACAUAUUUAAAUGACCUAAUUUUUCCUCAAUUUAAUCAAUUAUCAGAACAAAUUCAAUCAGUUAUUAAACAAUGUCCUGAUUUUAUUUAA